Molecule: messenger RNA, 354 nt
Organism: Mycosarcoma maydis (corn smut)
Lineage: Eukaryota; Fungi; Basidiomycota; Ustilaginomycetes; Ustilaginales
Exons: 1
Coding region: 1-354 (117 amino acids)
Source: RefSeq, a predicted model, not a curated record
AUGUCGACCAAACCGCGCAGCGAUUCCUCGACUUCGACUUCAUCCAACUCGUCCACCGACCCCUACGCCAACGCGUCGGUCUUCCGCUCUUCGCCCAACUACAAGUCGGACCAACUCGACGAUCUUUCGCAUGGCUCCACCGCCAAAGCACGUCGUUGGUCAGGUGCCAAGAAGAACCCGGGCGAAGGCCGAUCGCACUUUGAAGUGAGGGCCACCUCGGCUGACCAGGUCAAUGCUAGCAAAGACGAAAGAAAGGUCAGCGUCAAGAAGAACAAGGAUCUGCCCACCAGGGUCAAGAAGAACCAUUCGCCCGACCAGGCGAGGAAGGUGUUGGAGGCUAGUGAGCGCGUGUAG